Myodes glareolus (Bank vole) is the source of this 1812-nucleotide messenger RNA. The record is from RefSeq and is a predicted model, not a curated record. Lineage: Eukaryota; Metazoa; Chordata; Mammalia; Rodentia; Cricetidae.
GUGAGAGCCUUUAAAGAUAAUUUGCUCUCAUAUGCAAGUAACUGCCCAAGUCCUGAUAAGUAAGUUGAAAUAAGUAGAAAAACUAGAAUAGAGAUCCUCUAUUCUACACUAAGAGAGAGUGUGGAGACCCCGUACCUGAAUGCCUCCACGUCUCUGCUGACUCUGCAGAGGUGGUUUGUGUGGACAAAGUGACUGGAGUAGAAGAUUCAAGACCGGACAGAAGAAAAGGACCUGACACACAGGCAACAUGGCCAAUGCCUUGGCCAGUGCCACGUGUGAGCGCUGCAAGGGAGGCUUUGCGCCUGCUGAGAAGAUCGUGAACAGUAAUGGUGAGCUGUACCAUGAACAGUGCUUCGUGUGUGCCCAGUGCUUCCAGCAGUUCCCAGAAGGACUCUUCUAUGAGUUUGAAGGAAGGAAGUACUGUGAGCAUGAUUUCCAGAUGCUCUUUGCUCCCUGCUGCCACCAGUGUGGUGAAUUCAUCAUUGGUCGGGUUAUUAAAGCCAUGAACAACAGCUGGCAUCCUGAGUGCUUUCGAUGUGACCUCUGCCAGGAGGUGCUGGCAGACAUAGGGUUUGUCAAGAAUGCUGGCAGACACCUGUGUCGUCCAUGCCAUAACCGUGAAAAGGCCAGAGGCCUUGGAAAAUACAUCUGCCAGAAAUGCCAUGCCAUCAUUGAUGAACAACCUCUGAUCUUCAAGAAUGACCCUUACCAUCCAGACCACUUCAACUGUGCCAACUGCGGGAAGGAGCUGACUGCUGAUGCCCGGGAGCUGAAAGGAGAGCUGUACUGUCUGCCAUGUCAUGAUAAGAUGGGGGUACCUAUCUGUGGCGCCUGUCGGAGGCCCAUUGAAGGGCGAGUAGUGAAUGCCAUGGGCAAGCAAUGGCAUGUGGAGCAUUUUGUUUGUGCCAAAUGUGAAAAGCCAUUUCUUGGACAUCGCCAUUAUGAGAGGAAGGGCUUGGCCUAUUGUGAAACUCACUAUAAUCAGCUAUUUGGUGAUGUUUGUUUCCACUGCAACCGCGUCAUAGAAGGUGAUGUGGUCUCUGCGCUCAACAAGGCCUGGUGUGUGAGCUGCUUUGCCUGUUCCACCUGCAAUACCAAAUUGACGCUCAAGAACAAAUUUGUGGAGUUUGACAUGAAACCGGUCUGCAAGAAAUGCUAUGAGAAAUUUCCAUUGGAGCUGAAGAAAAGACUUAAGAAACUAGCUGAGACCUUAGGAAGGAAGUAACUUCUGGUUUAUCCAAUAUUACUUAACUUGAUUCACCCUUAACUAAAGAUGUAUCAAAGCAUUAGAGAGAAUGUUUUUUUUUUCAUUUUCCUUUUCUGAUUUAAAAAGAAAAAAAAAUGUUUAUUCCUAUGUAAAACACAGAUGUAAAACACAGGACUUUAGCCUUAGCAGUCUGUGGACAUUAAAUGCUGUAUAGCAGGAUUAAAAAAAAGAAAGAAAGAAAAGAAAAGAAAAAAGAAAACAUGUUAAAGGAUAAUUUUAAUUAACCCCUGUCCUCCAAAUAAAUUUAACUCUUCAAAAUUAAAGCACUCUGCUCGGCACCAACGCUGGGUCCAUGUGGAAAGAGAACUCGCUCCCACAAGCUGUCCUCUCACCUCCACAGCCACCUGAGUCCUAGGCCAGCCGGGCUGUGUGGUGAGCCUUGUUUCCAAGAACGAAAAUUGGCUGUGCACAUCACAGGACCUGUGUGCUAGUAUCUGUGCUUCAUACAUACUCUGACUUGCCUCGCCUUAGAAAACUGCAUCCCCUAAUCAGGAAUGCUACAUGUUUCAUAUAAUACCAAAUAAAAAUAAAUACUUUAAGAUUUA